Necator americanus (New World hookworm) is the source of this 1122-nucleotide messenger RNA. RefSeq lists its product as uncharacterized. The transcript is spliced from 2 exons. The record is from RefSeq and is a predicted model, not a curated record. Lineage: Eukaryota; Metazoa; Nematoda; Chromadorea; Rhabditida; Ancylostomatidae. Gene Ontology annotation, molecular function: catalytic activity. Bases 1 to 1122 code for a protein of 373 amino acids.
AUGAUGCAAGCCAGAAAGAAUGAGUGCGACGUAAUCGGACUGACCGAGACGAGACGACGUCACCCUCUCAACGCCGUAUAUGAAACUGGAGAAGAACUGUUUUUAGGAACAUGCGACAGUAGAGGUGUUGGUGGAGUUGGUGUCCUCGUCAACACGAGUAUGGCAAAGAACAUCGACUCUUUUGAACAACUUACGACCCGAAUCGGACGUCUGCGGAUGAGAAGUUGUAGCCCAACACCAGCUUUGACUAUCUUCGUCGCUUACGCUCCAACAUCAAGCUACGAAGAAGAAGAAGUCGAAGCUUUCUAUAUGGACCUGGAGAAGUUCUACCGAGAAGACCAUGCCUUCUACAAAGUCAUAAUUGGCGAUUUAAACGCCAAGGUUCUGCCUGACGGACGUCGGUGUUGUACCAAAGUUCUAUACGGGAUCGGACCAUCGCCUCCUCCGAGGAAGAUUUUGCUUCACAAGGAGAGCAGAGAAAGCCGCCAAGUUCAGAGAGAGAAAUCCCAGGACUACCAUCAAUUGGGAUCACUAGCCGGCUUUUGGGAAGAUUCCGCAAUGGACAACAUCGACGAGGAAUAUGACCGGCUUAUUGAACACCUUCACGACUGCGCGAAGAAGGCUGAGAGUUUUGAAACCACCAAGAGGCGCCUGUCUCUUGAAACUCUUCAGCUGAUACGCCAGCGCGGAGCAGCACGAGCCGCAGGGAACGAAGAACUCACGUCCGAGCUCGCAAGGCUUUGCAGAGAGGCGCUAAAGGAAGACCUUAAAGAGAGAAGAGCAGAAGUGCUGGCUGAAGCUGCAGAGGCGGGGAAAAGCAUCCGCUAUGCCCGUCGAGACUUCGCCAGUCGCAAGACGAGGAUGACUCCUCUCCGGAACCCAAAGGGAACAGCCAUUGCAUCGAUAAGUGGGAUGGAGAGAAUAAGACCAGAACAACUGAAGAACCUUCCGCCAGUGCUCAUCAACACCCUGGCGAGGCUCUUUACACGUUACUUGUCGGAAUGCAAGGUUCCUAAACAGUGGAAGACCAGCAAGACUGUGUUGCUGUAUAAAAAGGGAGAUCCACAUGACAUCGGCAACUAUCGCCCAAGCAGGGUUUCGAAAAGGAUUCAGCACGACUGA